Molecule: messenger RNA, 1401 nt
Organism: Fusarium tjaetaba
Lineage: Eukaryota; Fungi; Ascomycota; Sordariomycetes; Hypocreales; Nectriaceae
Product: cellulose 1 4-beta-cellobiosidase
Exons: 2
Coding region: 1-1401 (466 amino acids)
Biological process (GO): carbohydrate metabolic process
Molecular function (GO): hydrolase activity, hydrolyzing O-glycosyl compounds
Source: RefSeq, a predicted model, not a curated record
AUGAAAAGCGCCAUCGUCUUUCAGGUCUGGCUGUUCGCUUCAGCGUAUGCCCAAUGGCCAUGUGGCAAUAUAGAGGAGGUACAUCCACCUUUCAACUGGCAUAACUGUGUUCAAGGGCCCUGCAAGAAGUACUACGGCGCCAUCGUUCUGGAGUCCUCGCUGCGUGAAACGAAUUGCUGCGCCGGUCGCUUCGACAUUAAGGACUUGAGCAGAGGACACUGCAACAAGAAGGAUAGAGACACCUGCCCAGUGGACUGCUGUAUCGAGGGGGCUGACUAUCAAGCUCAUGGCAUAUCGACCGACGGCACGAGCCUGAAAUUGGACCUCGGCGCCACCGCGCCUCAUGUUCCCAAGGAUCUGAUUCGGGUAAUGCCUUUGAAGGAAAGCGAAGAAUACCAGCACAAGCCUCUGACCCGUCGACACGAUGGAGAGUAUACUUUCACCAUCGAUGUCUCAAAUGUCCCCCCAGGUUACAAGGCGAGAGUGUCACUCAAUUGGAUGUGGCCGAAUGGCGCUAAAUCCGAGAUGAAGGGCGACAAAGCCGGCGCCAGGUAUGGAACCGGGUAUUGUGAUGCUACAUGCGACAAGGGGCAAAGGUUCGUCGAGGGCAGAGCCAAUAUCAAAGAUUGGGUUCCUGAUAAGAACGAUCCCAAGUUGGGCACAGGUCGUACCGGUGCAUGCUGCCACACAAUUGUGCUAUACGAGGGACACAGAGAAUCUACGGAUUACUCCUGGAGUCCCUGUAUUCCGCCGUGGUAUCAUAAGUGCGACAAGGAGUGGUGUGAAACAAGGUGUUUCGCAUUCGGCUGUCGCUGGAACCCUAAUGGGAACAAAAUGAAACCAUUCUUCGGCCCUGGACCAACCAACACUAUCGACUCGAAAAAGCCGUUCAGCGUUGUGACUCAAUUCUUCAUUCAACAGACACCAAAAGUGGAUUGUAUCAUGAAAACUAGGGCCACCUACUAUAUCCAAGAUGGAAAGCUUUUCCGCAGCCCACCAUCUGACUACAGACCCAACGGCAAGCUGUUCAAUACCAUGAAUAAGCAAUUCUGUUUCAAGAUGGCGUCCGACUUCAAAUGGGGCAAGCGGUGGAGGAGAGCCGGUACAUUCUGGCAGCGAGGUCGUGGCAGCAUGUACAAGAUGGUGCCUGUUUUUAGCAUAUGGCGAGACCGAGAAUAUGACAAGCUCCAUCAUUUGGAGAAUGACGGGAAGGAGUUUGACGAUUUCCCUCGCAACGCAUCUGUUAUUAUCUCUGACUUGAGGAUCGGCACGAUUAACCAAACUUUUGUUGAUCUGCUUGAUCCGGAAUUGCGGCCAGUUGACUUGCCACAUCGAGACGGUAUCACGUUUCAGGAAAAGUAUCAACCCAAGCCAACAGGUUGGGGGGAAGAUAAGCUUUGA